CAUUAGAAAAGUGACACGUUUUAAUGAAUAGACUUUAUUUCGUGGGAAACUUUUAUUUGUUUAAUCCAACCGUUAUAAUGUGCUUGGGCUUCUAUUGUAGUCAUUACGGUAACUGUUGGUUGCAUGAGUGAUGCCAGUUGAGAGGAAAUGGGAAGUUGCCUUGUUGACUGUUUUCUUAAGGAGGGGGAGGAUGAGGUGUGUGUGUGUGUGUGUGUGUGUGUGUGUGUGUGUGUGUGUGUGUGUGUGUGUGUGUGUGUGUGUGUGUGUGUGUGUGUGUGUGUGUGUGUGUGUGUGUGUGUGUGUGUGUGUGUGUGUGUGUGUGUGUGUGUGUGUGUGUGUGUGUGUGUGUGUGUGUGUGUGUGUGUGUGAGAUAAAGCAUUAGGUAAUUGGACUAUCUGAGUGUGUAGACUGAGUGACGCCAGCCCUCAUAAAGCAGCAGCUCCUUGCUUGCUUGCUCUCUUGCUGACAUCAGCGCCAUUUUUCAACAACAACAACAACAACUUUAAUUUGAAUUUGCACGCCCGAGGACGCGACCUCAGCGUGACCGCCGCCGCGAAGCGCGCUUGCGGGAAAGGCAAACACGGCCCAGACGGCGCGGCUCCUCAUCCCUUCCUCCCGCAGCCCGGCCGUCAAGCGGCUGCUGGGCUGGAAGCAGGGCGACGAGGAGGAGAAGUGGGCGGAGAAGGCGGUGGACUCGCUGGUGAAGAAGCUGAAGAAGAAGAAGGGCGCCAUGGAGGAGCUGGAGAGAGCCCUCAGCUGCCCGGGACAGCCCAGCAAGUGCGUGACCAUCCCCCGCUCGCUGGACGGCAGGCUGCAGGUGUCGCACCGCAAAGGUCUCCCCCACGUCAUCUACUGCCGGGUGUGGCGCUGGCCGGACUUGCAGUCACACCACGAGCUCAAGGCCCUGGACUGCUGCGAGUUCCCCUUCGGCUCCAAGCAGAAGGACAUCUGUGUCAACCCCUACCACUACCGCCGUGUGGAGACCCCAGUUCUGCCUCCCGUCCUGGUCCCGCGCCACAGUGAGUUCAACCCCCAGCACAGUCUCCUGGCCAAGUUCCGCAACGCCUCCCUGCACAACGAGCCCUUGAUGCCGCAGAACGCCACCUACCCAGACUCCUUCCCGCCGCUGCCCUUCUCCUCGUCCUCGUCCCCGUCCUCGCAGAGCUACCCCGACUCCCCCGCCAGCUCCGCCGAGCCCGGCAGUCCCUACCACAUCGCAGCAGAGACUCCGCCUCCUCCGUACAGCAUGAUGGAGACCAGCCCCCAGGAGGACGUGAAGACAGAGACCCCCAAACUCACCUUCUCCGCCCCGCACAGAGAUUUGCGUCCGGUGUGCUACGAGGAGCCCGAGUACUGGUGCUCCAUCGCGUACUACGAGCUCAACAACCGGGUGGGGGAGACCUUCCACGCCUCGUCCCGCAGCAUGCUGGUGGACGGCUUCACAGACCCGUCCAACAACAAGAACCGCUUCUGCCUGGGCCUGCUGUCCAACGUCAACCGCAACUCCACCAUCGAGCACACGCGCCGCCACAUCGGCAAAGGCCUGCACCUGUACUACGUGGGCGGGGAGGUGUACGCCGAGUGCCUGAGUGACAGCAGCAUCUUCGUGCAGAGCCGCAACUGCAACUUCCAGCACGGCUUCCACGCCACCACCGUCUGCAAGAUCCCCAGCGGCUGCAGCCUGAAGAUCUUCAACAACCAGCUCUUCGCCCAGCUGCUGGCCCAGUCCGUCAACCACGGCUUCGAGGUGGUCUACGAACUCACCAAGAUGUGCACCAUCCGCAUGAGCUUCGUCAAGGGUUGGGGGGCAGAGUACCACCGGCAGGACGUGACCAGCACCCCCUGCUGGAUCGAGGUGCACCUGCACGGGCCCCUGCAGUGGCUGGACAAGGUCCUGACCCAGAUGGGCUCGCCGCACAACCCCAUUUCCUCCGUGUCCUAGCACGGCCUCUUACCACGUUCCAAAACCUCUUGUUUACUUGUGAGACUGAAUCUCAUUUAGCUGGUGGUCAUGGCACUUUGUGUGUGAUAAUGUUAUUAUUCUAUUUAAACUUACUGACCAACGUUUGGAUGAUGUGUUGUUUAUUCUCUAUUAAAGUUUCCUCAAAUGGC
Messenger RNA from Entelurus aequoreus (snake pipefish), 2112 nucleotides. RefSeq names its product mothers against decapentaplegic homolog 9-like. The record is from RefSeq and is a predicted model, not a curated record. The coding region runs from base 731 to 1942 and encodes 403 amino acids. Gene Ontology annotation, cellular component: heteromeric SMAD protein complex. Lineage: Eukaryota; Metazoa; Chordata; Actinopteri; Syngnathiformes; Syngnathidae. The transcript is spliced from 8 exons. Gene Ontology annotation, biological process: regulation of transcription by RNA polymerase II; BMP signaling pathway; cell differentiation. Gene Ontology annotation, molecular function: I-SMAD binding; DNA-binding transcription factor activity, RNA polymerase II-specific; RNA polymerase II cis-regulatory region sequence-specific DNA binding.